AUGCUUGCCAUUAUUGCGGCCAGCACAUUUCUGCCUUGAAAGCCGUUGCGUGAAGACGUUGAGAUAGUUAGUGGGAGCACCUCUUGAGAUACAAUUCUGCUGUGGAAGCGCGAAACGGCUAAGCGCUGGAUAUUAUUUUCAAAUUUAAGAAAAUGUAUGCGAAAUUUCGUAUAUUGCUGACAUUGUUGGUGUUUGUGAAUUUGAAUCUGAAAGUGUUAAAUGCAAACGCCACCGAAGAAGUUAAGGAAACAAACAGUAAACCGAAUGUGGCAGUGCCCGCUGCGAUGGAAAGUGAAGCCGCGGAAGUUAGAAUUGUUGCACAAACGGCGAACUUAACGAAUAAUGUGGUUGCAACAACAGUGAAAUCACCGCAACCCAAAGCAAGAGCACGUAGCAUAGUGGACAAUAACGACGAUAAUGACUUCGUUGAGCACAAUUUGAACACAGCGCAUAAGAUGCAUCUAAAAAAAACUUCGCGUCCAGUGAAGAAUGUGUUUCGUGGCAUUUAUAAGAGCUACAAAAGCACUUACAUGGGCAAUGUCACAUCAGCGGAAUAUAAGAAGCGUUUGAUUGAGCGUUUAAAUGCAGCCGCGCAUGCACACGUGACCAGCGCAAAGCCGACAAUAAUGACGAAGCGCGCAAAAGUGAGUGAAUUACACGAAAGAUUCAAGAACGAAACUUCAUUUGUGCCCGACACUGAAGUAGCACCACUCAUGCCACCCGCACUCGACGCCGAAGCACUCAAAGCGAAAUUAAAGGAAAAGCUACGUAAACGCAAACGUAAAUAUCAUCGUGCACAUAUGAGUGCGAAGCGUACAAAAACAAAUAAUCGGCACGCGAACACAACAGCCACAGACGCUGAUAAGUGGCGCACAAGUCGCAACAAUAACAACAAUACAGCUAAUAACAUCAAUGCGAGCGAUCCGCCACUUGAUAGCGUACAGCACACACUUAACGGCACUUUCAGCAAUAAGCACUAUCGCUACACAAUCGGACCCGGCGUCAAUAUGAGCUUCGAUAUGGUAAACGACAUUGUUAAUGUGAAUGUGGAUAGCGAUAAUUUGGCGGAAAUAAUGCGUGGGCGUUGGUUGAACGACAACACCGAGGAGGGUCGCGGCAAAAAGUACGAUAUGAUCACCAAAGUGUUGCCACUCUUCGUUCUACCAUUCCUCAUACAAUCUGCCAUUGUACCAUUUUUGGUUACUAAGUUGAAAUUGUUGUUGGUGAAGUCUAUAUUGAUUGGCAAAUUGGCGAUAUUCCUGCUUAUUUUGUCGGCGAUCAAGAAUGGCAAUAAAACGGUACAAUCAUAUGAGGUGGCACCAUCUUAUUGGGCUGGGGAGCCGAGUCGGCGUUCUGAGUUGGCAGCGGCUGCUUCAUCGUCCGCUUAUAAUGGCUAUCGAGUAGAGGGUAAGCCAGCCGCCUGGAUCAAUUAACGAAAUGAUUUGCCUAAGAAUAAUGUUUAUAUUUUUUGUUGUUAAUGAAAUGGAAAUUAAAAGAUAUUUGUAUGUG
Messenger RNA from Bactrocera oleae (olive fruit fly), 1509 nucleotides. It is a transcript of the gene Osi22, whose product is annotated as Osiris 22. The record is from RefSeq and is a predicted model, not a curated record. Lineage: Eukaryota; Metazoa; Arthropoda; Insecta; Diptera; Tephritidae.